AUGUUAGAUGAUAUCAUAAGGAGACAUUUCGGUCCAUUGAUCGGUGUAUUGACAUCAGAUAAUGUCGAGAAAAUAAUUAAUAAGAAUGGUCUCAAUUUUUGCGAUAUGCUUAUUCCAUUUUCUACUGUUCAGUGCACUGUUAAGGACCCGUCCGGAAGUUCAGUGACAACACGACUUGUGCUAGACAUUCGAGACAUACAACGUGAUGGAUUUUUGUUGAGUCUGACCGUGUUGCCGUCCGUUCUACACGAGUCAGUGUCAUCGUCGUGUGAGAAUGUGCAGUCUGCUUUCAUUGAUUCCUUACUGCAAUGGAGUGAACCGAGUGAGCAUGAACUGCUACGAACUUACUUGGCGUGUGUCUUCGUUGUGUCCAGCGACGAGACUGACCCUCUUGCUGAGUUACGCAGACUCGUCCAUAUGCAACACACA
Molecule: messenger RNA, 429 nt
Organism: Anisakis simplex (herring worm)
Lineage: Eukaryota; Metazoa; Nematoda; Chromadorea; Rhabditida; Anisakidae
Source: the annotation of a GenBank genome assembly